AUGCCGAAGAACAGCAAAGUGACGCAGCGGGAGCACAGCAGCGAGCAUGUCACCGAGUCGGUGGCUGACUUGCUGGCUCACGAAGAGCCCGUGGACUACAAACGGAGCGUCCUCAAUGUGACGGGAGAAACGUGGGACAAGCAGAAGGAUGGAGAUGAGGAGCUGGAUGGUGAGAACCGGCCGGCGUGGAACAGCAAACUGCAAUACAUCCUGGCUCAGAUCGGCUACUCCGUGGGGCUGGGCAACGUCUGGCGCUUCCCCUACCUCUGCCAGAAGAACGGAGGAGGUGCCUACCUGGUCCCGUACCUGGUCCUACUCAUCAUCAUCGGCCUCCCGCUCUUCUUCCUGGAGCUGGCGGUGGGGCAGCGGAUCCGCCGGGGCAGCAUCGGCGUCUGGAAUUACAUCUGUCCUCGCCUGGGGGGCAUCGGCUAUGCCAGCUGCCUGGUCUGUUUUUUUGUCGGUCUCUAUUACAACGUCAUCAUCGGCUGGAGCAUCUUUUACUUUUUUAAGUCCUUCCAGUACCCUCUUCCCUGGAGCGAGUGUCCCAUCGUGAAAAACGGCUCGGUUGCAGUUGUGGAGACCGAAUGCGAGAGGAGCUCGGCCACCACCUACUUCUGGUACCGGGAGACCUUGGACAUCUCCAACUCCAUCUCAGAGAGUGGGGGGCUCAACUGGAAGAUGACCCUGUGUCUGCUGGUGGCCUGGAGCCUUGUUCUCUUGGCCAUGAUCAAAGGCAUCCAGUCCUCGGGGAAGGUGAUGUACUUCAGCUCGCUCUUCCCCUACGUGGUGCUGGUUUGCUUCUUGGUGCGGGGACUUCUGCUGCGCGGGGCGGUGGAUGGGAUCAUGCACAUGUUCACACCCAAGGUAAGGGUCUCCAAGCCCAGCAGAAGCAGCAGGUUCUCCUUGAG
Messenger RNA from Pterocles gutturalis (yellow-throated sandgrouse), 908 nucleotides. Its product is annotated as sodium-dependent neutral amino acid transporter SLC6A17-like. Gene Ontology annotation, cellular component: membrane; synaptic vesicle. The record is from RefSeq and is a predicted model, not a curated record. Gene Ontology annotation, biological process: glycine transport; alanine transport; L-leucine transport. The annotation marks the transcript as partial. NCBI's taxonomy places the organism in Eukaryota, Metazoa, Chordata, Aves, Pterocliformes, Pteroclidae. The transcript is spliced from 5 exons.